Penicillium antarcticum is the source of this 1569-nucleotide messenger RNA. RefSeq names its product MFS transporter. Gene Ontology annotation, cellular component: membrane. The record is from RefSeq and is a predicted model, not a curated record. NCBI's taxonomy places the organism in Eukaryota, Fungi, Ascomycota, Eurotiomycetes, Eurotiales, Aspergillaceae. The transcript has 3 exons. Gene Ontology annotation, biological process: transmembrane transport. The coding region runs from base 1 to 1569 and encodes 522 amino acids. Gene Ontology annotation, molecular function: transmembrane transporter activity.
AUGGAGACGCCUCAAAAAGAGACCGACUCCGACUACUCGAGUGUGGAAGAUGCAGACAGUGUCACACACCAGACUACCGAUAUCGAAAAGCAACCAACAAAUGCUGAAACGACAGCCCCUACCACAGAGAAAUACCCCGAGACAGAUUUGAGCCACGGGAUAGUAGGAUGGGACGGACAAGAUGAUCCCAACAACCCGCAGAACUUUUCCGAUGGCAAGAAAUGGGCCUUGCUCGCACUUAUCAGUGCAAUGACGCUGGUCUCGCCCCUCGCCUCAAGUAUGUUCUCUCCGGCCAUCACAUUCAUGGCAGCAGAGUUCAAAGAGACCAAUGAGACAAUCCUUUCGUUCAGUGUCAGCAUCUACCUUCUCGGGUAUACUUUCGGCCCUCUCCUCUUGGCCCCUCUCAGUGAAGUCUACGGCCGCCGCAUCGUCCUCAGUGGUGCUAACUGGUUCUUCGUCGUCUGGCAAAUUGGCUGCGCCCUGGCCCAAAAUAUCGAAACUCUCAUCGUGUGCCGCCUCUUCGCUGGAAUGGGCGGUUCAGGCUGCCUCACCCUCGGAGCUGGAGUGAUUGCAGAUAUGUUCCCCCGUGAGAAGCGUGGAAUGGCAACCUCCAUCUGGGCUAUGGGACCCCUGAUCGGCCCCGUUGUUGGUCCAAUUGCAGGUGGAUUCCUUGGUCAGGAGGCUGGCUGGCGAUGGAUUUUCUGGCUGUUGCUCAUUGCUGGAGGUGUCCUAUCCUUCGGUGUGGAGGUCUUGAAUAAGGAGACUUAUGCGUCUGUACUUAUCAGAUGGAAAAAGGACAAACUUGCAAAAGAACUUGGACGUACGGAUCUGCGCAGCGCCUAUGAUCUCGAUGAGGAGCCUGCCCCGGUGAUGGAGGUCCUGGCACGGAGCUUCAAGAGACCUAUUCUGCUGUUUUGCAAGUCGCCCAUUGUGUUCCUCUUGUCGACAUAUAUGGCUCUCGUGUAUGGUCUUUUAUACUUAUUCUUUACAACCAUUUCGGAUGUUUUUACCAGCCAAUACGGCUGGUCAGUCGGACUCUCUGGGCUAGCAUACCUCGGUAUCGGAAUUGGCUUCAUGAGUGGCUUGCUGAUAAUCGCCCUCACAAGCGAUAAAGUUGUGAUGAGACUCACUGCACAAAACGGCGGCAAAUUUGAACCCGAGAUGAGACUGCCAAUGAUGACCUUCUUCGCCUGCGUCCUGCCGAUCAGCUUCUUCUGGUACGGAUGGACCGCUGAGAAGCAUGUCUUCUGGAUCGUGCCUAUCAUUGGCAUGUUGCCAUUUGGACUUGGUAUGAUGGGUGUUUAUAUGCCGAUUCAGACCUACGUGAUUGACUGUUAUCCGGCAUAUGCGGCGUCAGCUAAUGCUACUCUCACUGCGACGAGAUCGCUUGUUGGUGCCUUGCUGCCGCUUGCUGGUCCUAAGAUGUUUGAUGCUCUUGGACUUGGAUGGGGAAACUCGCUACUUGGGUUCGUUGCGUUGGCGUUUGUUCCUGUGCCGAUUAUCUUUACCAAAUACGGCAAAAGUAUUCGAGAGAGAUGGCCGGUCAAUCUUGACGGGAGGAAGUCUUGA